AUGAACUCUCCGCCAGAGCUGGGCUGGGGGGGAGAGAGCCGGGCUGGCUACGCAGGGACCUGCCCCGGGGAGCAGAGACUCCAGCGUUUGCAGCAGAGGCCGCGCAACAUCCGCGGUGCUGGGGAAGAUCGCUGCGUGCCGGGAAGGGAGCUCCCAAUUGCAGGGCCCCACCCGCCGCAUAUCCCCUCCCCGCCCGGCCAGCCCCAUCCCUUCCCCGCUCCCUCUCGUUAUCCCGCGGCUGGUCCCAGGCCCCUUUACGCCCCCAGCCAACCUCCAGGCGCCGCGUUCUCCCCAGGUUAUAACUCAUCCUGCUGCAGUCCCUACCCCCCCAGCUCUCCUGACCCCGACUUUCCGGGGGGGACCCUGCCCCCCUCCUCCUCCGCCUACCCAGCUUGCCUUAUUGGACCCUGCUCCGGGGGUCGGGGAGUGGAUCGGUACCACGCCUGUAGCCAGGACCCCCCCAGCUGUAACUCUCUGGUGGUGCCAGAAGAUAGAGGGGACCUCUCUCAGGAUGUUUACGGUGACACGAAAACUUUUGAGUGGAUGAGAGUCAAAAGGAACCUUCCCAGAACAGUGAAAUCAGGGGACUGUGGCUUUGCUAGGGAGACAAACGCAGUCUCCCCCAGGACAAACUUCAGCACCAAGCAGCUGACCGAACUGGAGAAAGAAUUCCACUUCAACAAGUACCUGACCCGGGCCAGGCGGGUUGAGAUCGCCUGUGCCUUGCAGCUCAACGAAACCCAGGUGAAGAUCUGGUUCCAGAACCGCAGGAUGAAGCAGAAGAAGAGGGAGAGGGCGAGUUUCCCCGAGGGAUCAGCUGGCUGCAAUGGACCGGAGUCCUCCUCUGACAAAUCAGACAUCACCCCCCCAGCUACCUCUCCUAGCAGAAGCAACGAGGCUACCACGCCUCCAAUCUGACCGAGGUUCUCGCUUUGUUAGUACUUCUGUUCUGAUCUUGGGCAGAGAAACAGAAGAGAGACUUUCCCAUCAGAAAAGAUCCACUCAGCCCCCCGCAUUCAUCUUGCUGGGGAAGGGUGCAGUGCUCCUGGCAAACUUUGCAAUGGACUUGGGGAUGAAAGCACACACCAAAAACAUGAGCAAAGACUUCCAGUGUCACCCCCAUUACCACCACCAAUAGCACAGGUGUCAGCAUUGUGCUGUUAAAUCGGUGUCCUUCCAACAGAUGCAGGUGUAUAUUAACGAAUGCCGUGCUUAAAAAAAAAAGCCACUUUGCCCUCAAAAUUCGUAGCACAGAAGUGAAUAGGUCAAUUUUUUCCCCCCAAAACAUGAACUUUUUACAAAAAAUGCAGCCCACAAAAGGUUUUCACACACUCUCACUUCUUUGUGAGUAGUUGUGACUUUUUUCCACUAAAAGCUUCAAUUAAAUUUUUAUUCACAAUAUAUGUCUACUUUUUCCACAAAAAGUAUCUACAACAUCUUUAGUCACAAAAAGAUUACAUUCAUUUUUGCCACAAAAAGGCUCAUUUUUCAUGGAAGGGUUCGAUGACCUUUUUUUGCUAGAAGUGUUGACAAAUUUUAUGUUGACACAUUAUUCCCCCCCCAAAAAAGUUUUGACAUGUGCUUUAUUCACAAUGAGUUUUGAUGAAAAAUUUUUCCACAAAAAUUCUUGACAAAGUUGUUUUCGAUGAAUUAUUUUCACGAAAAGUUUCACCCCUUUUUUUCCCCACCAAAUGGUUCAAUGACGUGUUUUCCACAAAAAGUUCUGACAACAAUUUGGGGGUUGAUUUUUAUAUUUUAGCUCUAAUUCCAAAUGUUCCUAUUUCACUGAGCCCUUUUAGAAGGAACUAGAGCCAUCAUCUCUUGCAUCCGACGAAGUGGGUAUUCACCCACGAAAGCUCAUGCUGCAAAACGUCUGUUAGUCUUUAAGGUGCCACAGGAUUCUUUGCUGCUUUUAUCUCCUGGGAGUAAUUAUUUUAGAUAUAUGUAAUACAGUUACAUACCAUUUUGGUGAAACUUCUAGGGAGAAUAAUGUUCUUCAGAAGUAUUUUUAAGACUAAGACAUUUUUCCUGAACUCAGCAUUCUGGCCACAGACAGCCACUCUGGCCAAGGCUGGUUAUCACAUUUUCUUGACUGCCAUCUCUACUCUUGUGUCCACACAUCUAAAUGAUACCCUAGUGGGUGAGUUAACCUUCCCUCUGGUGUGAUACUAAAGGGGCAGGAAAAGCCUGAUCUCAAGCCCACUGAAGUCAGUGGAAAGAAUCUCGGGGUCUUUAAUGGACUUCGGAUCUAAUCCAUCUGAAACAAGUUAUAUGCAGUAUAAUCAGUGGGCUGACACAGAUAUUUGAUCAAGCAAAUAUGAUGUUUCCCCCAUCUUUUAAAUGUGCUUUCCUAGGCCAAAUGCACCUUCAGCACAAAUGGAUAGAAGAGGAAAUGUGAGUUCAAAAUCAGGCUUAGAAAUACAAGAGACAUGGUAAUUGUGCUAUAAAUAACCCCCUCAGUCAGUAAAAGCUUAGAAGUGUAUUAUUUAUUUUCACAUUUCCGAGGUUCUUCAUUAACAUUUAAAUCUCCUAACAGCUGGGAAGAAACGCACUCUUCAUAUUAAAAGUGGAUUUAAUUUAUAGCAAGGAGUAGUUGAGUGAAAGCAACAAAGCAAAUACGAAAAUCGGGAGGGGGUGUCACAGAACUUUGACAGGACAGUGGUGAUGGGAUGGAGAGAUGGGAAUGGUUGCCUUUUAAAACCUUAAUAAAGGAUUAAACGGAGGCUGACAUUUUAUCAAGAACAAUCAAUAAUAAAUGUUAUAAUAACCUUAGGUAACGUUAGAGCCACUUAUGCUGAGACAAAGUUUGCACACAGUGCCUCGCUUUGGAGAAAUAAUUGGUUAGUUUUCAUCACCGUGUUUUUUUAUUAAUUAUUAUUACUAUUAAUGUUUUACUAUCAAAAUAUAUUUGAGAAAUGCCUUUUGUGCAUGGAGAAUACUGGUUUAUUUUCA
This is a messenger RNA of Mauremys reevesii (Reeves's turtle), 2952 nucleotides long. RefSeq names its product homeobox protein Hox-B1-like. Gene Ontology annotation, biological process: regulation of transcription by RNA polymerase II. Gene Ontology annotation, molecular function: RNA polymerase II cis-regulatory region sequence-specific DNA binding; DNA-binding transcription factor activity, RNA polymerase II-specific. The transcript has 2 exons. The record is from RefSeq and is a predicted model, not a curated record. Gene Ontology annotation, cellular component: nucleus. NCBI's taxonomy places the organism in Eukaryota, Metazoa, Chordata, Testudines, Geoemydidae. The coding region runs from base 1 to 918 and encodes 305 amino acids.